AUGGCGAAGGCUGAAUUUGGCUCGGCUAAAUAUCUUAGCAAUCAAAUGAAGGCCAGAGGCCUUCAAAAGCUUCGUUUUUAUUGUCAAGUGUGCGAGAAGCAAUGUCGAGAUGAAAACGGUUUUAAGUCACAUAUAAGGUCGCCAUCACAUUUGAGAAAGAUAAGUCAAUUAUCGGAAGCCAGCAUUGAUGAAUAUACAAGAGGUUUUGAAUCAGAUUUUCUUAAACUGCUUAAAAUAAGCCAUGGGGAGAAGAAAAUACGAGCUAAUAAAUUUUACAGUCAAUUCAUACAGGACAAGAACCAUAUACAUAUGAAUGCCACUAGAUUUACAUCCUUAACAAAAUUUGUGCAGCAUUUAAGUAAAGAGGGAAAGAUUAGGCUACAUGGAUCUGAAGAUGUUCCUGAGGAAGAUAUGGAUGUGGAACAGCUGUCAAUAUCUUACGUCGAUAAUUCUAAAGAAAAUUUACAGAGGAAGGAAGCGCUACAUGAACUUGAAAUCAAUGAGACCUCAGAGCAAGAGAUUAAUGCCAAACUUCUACAAAGACAAAUAGAGACCUGUCUGAAGGAUGCUAUGGAGGAGGAAAAAAAUCACGAAGUUCCAAUUAAUGCCUCUAAUUCAUAUAACGAGCAUAAGGAUAAAGUCAAAAUAGACCUUAAAGCCAGCAUAAAAUCCCAGAGGGUAGCGAAAAAGAGAUCUAAACCCAAGAAAAAGAGUCUAUUUAAUUAA
Molecule: messenger RNA, 726 nt
Organism: Zygotorulaspora mrakii
Lineage: Eukaryota; Fungi; Ascomycota; Saccharomycetes; Saccharomycetales; Saccharomycetaceae
Gene: RTS2
Product: Rts2p
Exons: 1
Coding region: 1-726 (241 amino acids)
Biological process (GO): DNA replication; DNA damage response
Cellular component (GO): nucleus
Molecular function (GO): double-stranded DNA binding; zinc ion binding
Source: RefSeq, a predicted model, not a curated record